AUUUAUUAUCGCGUUCAUCGAAUACAGACCCGUAGCAAAACGUGUGUAUAUAAAAGCACCGAUGUGUAUCCAAAACCUGACCGAAUAUUCACUUCCUUGUUCCGGGUUGGUUUCGGUAAUAAAAAGUGAAACUCAAUUUCUCCCGCUUUUACCGAUUGACACCCGAAACAAGUUGGAAUGAUCUUAGAGAACCUGUGAAAGAUCUACCAUGGGAUGCUUACAGAGUAAAAAUGCCCAACCAGAAACCAGGCCCCAUCAAAAACCAAAUCAACCUAGCGAUAUUAACAGCAGAACACCUAAUGAUGUAGUCCCGCCCUCGUUCGAAAAACCCCGACCCGAUGCAAUCCCGCCAACAACACGUUCCAAUGCUAAAAAGGAUGUCAUUUCAUUUAUCGCCCUCUAUGACUAUGAGGCACGAUCAGACGAUGAUCUUUCAUUCCAGAAAGGAGAGAAGUUGGAGAUUCUAAAUAACACAGAUGGAGACUGGUGGUUAGCUAAAUCAACAGUGACUGGAGCAGAGGGGUACAUCCCUAGUAACUACAUAGCUCCUGUGAAGAGCAUAGAUGCUGAAGAUUGGUACUUUGGCAAGGUCGGUCGUAAGGAUGCAGAGAAGAAACUCCUGGCUCCCGGGCUUCAGAAAGGAACUUUUAUUGUGAGAGAUGGAGAGGCAAAUCCUGGUACAUUCUCUUUGUCUGUGCGAGACUACGACCCGGGUAAAGGGGAGCAUAUCAAGCAUUACCGAAUCAGAAAACUGGACAAUGAUUCCGGCUAUUACAUCACACAACGAAGCCAGUUCCAAACACUGCUAGAGCUCGUCCACCACUAUGAACACACUGCCGAUGGAUUGUGUUGUUCACUGUCCACACCAUGCCCGAAGGAGAAUCCUAAUACCGCUGGUCUUGGCAAGGACAUGUGGGAGAUACCAAGAGAAUCGCUCAGACUAGAUUCCAAGCUCGGCGCAGGACAGUUUGGAGAAGUAUGGAAAGGUCUGUGGAAUGGUAAUACAGAGGUCGCUGUCAAAACCCUGAAGCCAAAGACUAUGACCCCGGCAGCCUUCCUGGCUGAGGCCACCAUUAUGAAGACAUGUAGACAUGAAAACCUGGUACAGCUCUACGCCGUCUGCUCAGAUAGGGAACCUAUUUACAUCGUGACAGAGUUGAUGAAACAUGGUAGUCUUCUAGAUUUCUUGAAAGACGGAGACGGUCGACACCUGAAACUACCUCAGCUUGUAGACAUGGGAGCACAGAUUGCCAAUGGGAUGUCAUACCUAGAGAGGAAGAACUUUGUUCAUCGAGAUCUCGCUGCGAGGAAUGUGUUGGUGAACACUGGUAAUAUCUGUAAAGUAGCCGACUUUGGCCUUGCCCGAAUGAUAGAGGAUAACGAGUACCAGGCAAGACAAGGUGCGAAGUUCCCCAUCAAGUGGACGUCACCGGAGGCUGCCCUCUAUGGCCGAUUCACAAUCAAAUCUGACGUCUGGUCGUUUGGUAUUCUAUUAAGUGAGCUGGUCACCUAUGGUCGUAUUCCCUAUCCAGGUAUGAUGAACAUGGAAGUAUUAGAGCAGGUUGAAAGAGGUUACAGGAUGCCUUGCAUGCACAACUGCCCCGACUCCCUCUACGACAUGUGUAUGUUAAAAUGCUGGCUCAAAGAUCCCCAGCAAAGACCAACGUUCGAAUUCCUGCAAUCAUUCCUGGAUGACUACUUUGUCUCGACGGAACCAAACUACCGAGAGGCCGACUGAGUCACGGAGGGGUGGUAGUAGCAACGUUCCCACUGCUGCAGAUAUUGGUGUGUGUUGUACUAUGAGAGUGGUGCGCAACCCUACAGCUUGCCAUCCAUGAGCUCAGUGAGAGAUCAGGAGGGUGCUUCACUGACAAAUUUGCUCUGAGCCAAUCAGAUGCAAGGAUUUCAGCAGCUUAUCACAAAUAGUCAGUGGAAGUCACUGACCAUCUGUUCAAUGGAAUGCUCCCCCGAUGGGAAAUGUUUUCACAUAUCUUUUUCUGCAGCAGUGGUAACUCAUCAAAAUAAUUAUCUAGAACUUAUAAAGUGAAUAUUUAUCUAAUUUUUUUUUUGUCGUUAUGAUUUUUUGGAAAGUCCGUGGCCUUUUUUUUCCACCGUAUGAUUAAAUUGUGGUUAUUCUGUGGCGCCUGUCAUUGAAUAUGAAAAAAAGAGAAAACAUCAGAACUAUUAAUCUUCAUUGAAACUGUAUGUGUCUUCCAGUAUGAUUGUGUGUGUUUUAUACAAAGAAAUUAUGUGUGUACUGUCUAAAUACCAUGAUUUUUUUUAUAGGUAUUUGAAAAAACCCAUUCAUUUAAAAGUGAAAAGAAUGGUAGUAUCGAUGAAUAAACAAUCAUUCUUAAUACAUUGUAUCCUCAUUUUUUUUCCUCAAUGAUGUUAGAGCCAUAAUUUGAGGACGUUACAAUUUUCAUAUAAACUAGAACACGGAGACAGAUAUUCUAAUAAAGUCCCCAUAUAGGGGGCUGGACUACAUGUAGAUACUUUUUGGAAUUGUCCAAGGGUAGCCUGGUCAAUCAUCAGUGCAUCGUCUAUUCACAUUGCUUAAACUGUUAGCUCAGAUAUUGGAUCUUCUUUGUUAUCUGUAAAAUAUUGAUUUCAUAAAGAAUAUUGAUAUCAUAUUCAGAAGAUUAUAUACAUGUAGCUUUUAAACUAUCAAGUUCAUAAAACAUUCUCUCUUAGUCUCAUGUAAAUCCUUCUGCUAGGUAAUGUUACCUGUAUCAUUAUAGGGCUCUGCUUUUGGUAGCUGUUUUAAUAUGAUUUCUUGCAUUAUUCAAUAAACAUUCCUGAUUAUUGCAUUGCGUAAUUCAGGUGAGACGGCCUGAGGCGUUCCACUUGUUACCCGGUUUGUUUCUAAUCUCGCUGCUGUAUCUUAACUGCCAUGAUAAUGAAUCUUUUGAAAAUUGAUCUCUCACAUCAACACGUGAUGUUGAGCCAGUGUAACACUGUAUGCACAAGCGAUUGUCAAUUAUCACCUUCACAUGUACACAUUCUAUAUAAUCUCAAUCACCUAUUCAUAAUAUGAUGUAUAAUAAUUUUAUAUGAUCACACUCUGUUAUAGCACCAUCACAUUCAUAUCUAUUGCCUUUUGAAGUCCACUUUGAUGUGUUUUCUUUUCUAAGCUCUCCUUUAUUGUGGUAACGUACAACAAACUCCAAAAGCAAUUUCCUACUCUCAUUUACAGUAAAAUCUGCAGAGGUUCCUUGGUCUUGGGACCACAUGAAUAUGUAUAUGUUGGACUUUUGCGAAAUAUGACUUGUAAGAUAUGAUUAACACAGGUUUUGUAUAUUUUGUUCCUGUAACACAAAGCUUAGCAAUGAUGGUAGAGCUUCUUUUUUUAAAUGAUUAAUUGAAUUAGAAAGUAAAAAAGGGGCCAAAGCUUUCGAUCCUAGCAGAAAUUUCGUCGGAGGCAAAAUGACAAACUUAGAAAGUGGAACAACCAUAAUAUAGACCACAAACAAGCUACAGCAACACUAGAAACAAGGAGACAAAAGGGGCAUUAGUGAGUAGAGAAGACCAAUCAGGUUAGUGAAGGGGAUGAAAGAAAAGGAGUAGGCAGACACAAAGGGAAGUUAGUGUAAGUAAGGCCAGUAAAAGACCUCAAGCCAACUGACGAAACAAACCUCAAGCCAACCGACGAAGAUUCUGCUAGGAUUGAAAGCUUAGGCCCCUUUUUGACUUUCUAAUUUACUCCAUUGGCUCUCUUUUAUUAGAUAAGCAGUUUUCAGCAGCUUCUUUUUGCGAUUAAUUGAAUUGACUGCAAUGUACAAUCAAUCGUGAAAAUCAUGCAUAUGAUCAAUUGCUAACCUUUGUGUUACAGUAUCCUGGUCUGCAAAAAUGCUUAGACUUAUGCUGUAGUCACAUUUCCCCUAAGGCGGCCAUACGGCGAGUCGAAAACAGCCUUUUUACUCAUUUUCAUUCCAACCACCUAUCCGUAGCUGGUACAAAAAAUGUUAAAACAGCUGUUUUCAACUCCCCGUACGGCCGCCGUUGGGGAAAUGUGAUUGGGCCAUUAUGCUGUCAUUUAACUUAUGGAUGGUUGUUUUGUCAGACUCUACUGUACUUUUCAUUUGGUUUAUGAACAUUGGCUUGCAAUUGUUUUUUUUUUAC
Molecule: messenger RNA, 4122 nt
Organism: Lytechinus pictus (painted urchin)
Lineage: Eukaryota; Metazoa; Echinodermata; Echinoidea; Temnopleuroida; Toxopneustidae
Product: tyrosine-protein kinase fyna-like
Exons: 12
Coding region: 209-1738 (509 amino acids)
Biological process (GO): cell differentiation; innate immune response; protein phosphorylation
Cellular component (GO): extrinsic component of cytoplasmic side of plasma membrane
Molecular function (GO): non-membrane spanning protein tyrosine kinase activity; signaling receptor binding; ATP binding
Source: RefSeq, a predicted model, not a curated record